Molecule: messenger RNA, 1607 nt
Organism: Mugil cephalus (flathead mullet)
Lineage: Eukaryota; Metazoa; Chordata; Actinopteri; Mugiliformes; Mugilidae
Product: endothelin-3
Exons: 4
Coding region: 372-902 (176 amino acids)
Biological process (GO): intracellular calcium ion homeostasis; regulation of systemic arterial blood pressure by endothelin; vein smooth muscle contraction
Cellular component (GO): extracellular region
Molecular function (GO): endothelin B receptor binding; hormone activity
Source: RefSeq, a predicted model, not a curated record
UGAUAUAUCUAGAGAGUUUUUCUUAUUUUUUUUAUUUUUAUGUAUUUCUCCAGUAAUUUUCAUUUGACUAGUUCAACAACUUCUUCCCAAACCCUGAUUCGUCUCUAAUAUCUAAAAAGUUUGCCUAAAGUGUGUUUUAUCUUGAAAAUCUCCCCAGGAAGUGUGCGUCACAUUACGCCCAGCUUGCCUCUGAACUGUCAACUCAUAAUUAUCGGGAGUCAGGCUGCAGGAGUCAAACGCACAGGGGCAGCAGCGCAGCAGGUAGCCAGCAGCAGGAUACACACACACAUACAGCGGACGCUCUGGACUUUUUACCACUUUCAUUUUUAUUUUAUUUUUAUUUUUUUUAACCUCUUUAAUAACCAUUUCUAAUGUUUCAAAGUGUGAUGGCUAAUGCAUCAUACGUUGAUGUGGGAGUAUUAUUUCUUAUUGUGGUGGCAGCGUCUCUGGCCAACGGUUCCUCAUCCAGCAAAGACGUGAGGCAUGUGGACGCGGGCAAACUGAGUGCGCCCCUGCCCGGAGGGUGGAACCGCUUCCCCGCCGUGGCUCCCAGCGGAGAGGAGAGUCCGGCCCGGAGGCGAGCCAAGAGGUGCACGUGUUACUCUUACAAAGACAAGGAGUGCGUGUACUACUGCCACCUGGACAUCAUCUGGAUCAACACACCAGAGCACACUGUACCGUAUGGUAUGUCCAACUACCAGGGUUCCCUGCGUAUGCGGCGCUCUACUGAAACCGAGCGGGGAAAGCGGGGGGCGGAGGGCCAGCGGUGCGUGUGCUCGCUGCAGGUCGACUCUGGCUGCAGCAGCUUUUGCGUGAACAGGAGACAGAGAAGGACGCCCCGAAGACGGCCUAAAACAGGCGAGAGGACACAAAGUCUCCUCAGUGGGCCUGUCAUGAAAUGAACAACUAGGGACGUGCCUGUAAUCUGAAAGGAGGACACACACAAGGCAUCUUCUUAUUUGGAAAAGUUGCACGUACUGUAUAUCUACACUUCUUCUGUAGAUGGACAUGUGUUUUUGCGGCCUUUGAUGGUCAGACCGAUGGAAGAAUAACUGCCAAGCUGGCUUCAGAAGAAUUGAAAAUGAGGGGUUCCAGCUGGGACGCUAUCAGGCUGCACACACACACACACAGACACACACACACACACACACACACACACACACACCACUCAGCACUCUAUGCCUGUGUCUGUUCGGCAGGUGUUGAUGGUGUUUUUCAUUAUCCCGUCACGGCUGAGAGUGGUUUACAUGGCCUUUAUGUGUGGUUCUUGAAAGACUCCCGGUAAAGAAGUUUCUGUGGCACGUGUCCGCGACAUGUGAUGAGGAGGCCACUUCAAGAGCCGCUGCCAUCUGACCCUUCCACGCAAGACGUGAAAAUAUGAUCGCUAUGACUGGAUGUUAGCACACCACCAAGACUUUAUCAUGUUUUGUGUUUUGUUACAGUGACAGAGUCAUAUCCAGGAUGUUGGCUUUUACCUAUAUCAUUGUUCCUAAUUGUUAAAAACCCAGAUCCGGGUCCAAUUGUAAAUUGUUUUAUAAGCUCAAUCCAAAAGAAUGUAUAUUAAAUGUAUAUCAUAUAUGGGCUAUAAAUUAUAUUUUCAUACAGUA